Cylindrotheca closterium is the source of this 1287-nucleotide messenger RNA. The record is from the annotation of a GenBank genome assembly. Lineage: Eukaryota; Bacillariophyta; Bacillariophyceae; Bacillariales; Bacillariaceae.
AUGUCUUCUCCACAGCCUUAUCACACCAUGUUGACUUCCGCUGUAACUCACAAGCACAUGGAAGAUCUGAUACAAAAAGUCAAUCCUCAGCUGAGCUCUGAAACAGGGUGGUCCUUGCGUCGUGUCGUCUUGUCAAAAGAUGCAAUAAGUAGCACUAGUCAAGAUGUUGUUUUGUGGACUCAAUACAGUGAAGAGUCCUCGUCUCCUGGAAAUCCAGCCCAUUACUACGGGAUGGUGCUGUCCAAGACUAAUACUGAGGGAAUAAGCAAUACAGGAGAGCAAGACGACGAAACAGAAUCAUCGUCCACCAACCAACUCUUGAUUUCCUUCUACCUGGCAUAUUCUACUUGGGAUGGACGAUGCUUGCAUGUGGAUCAAUUCCCUUCUCGAGAGGAAUGCCCUGCUACUGUGAAACCAGUAUUCUUGCUUCAGAGUUUGGCGCAACUUGCCAUCCAACUUGGUUGUCGGCGUGUGCUGUGGAUGCAAAAAGGAGAUCCCAAUUGGUCCUUUGUUGUCAAUGAUGGCCUAACACCUACUGAUGGAUCAUCUUCAAAGACUAGUAAUGUCAUCAAGCCAGAGACACUGGAUGAGUGGCUUAUACUCAAACUGGAUCGAAAGGCAAUGGAAUCCUAUGCUGGAGGCUCGUCCUCUGAUAAUGGCAGCCAAGCAUCAGAACCAGCCGCUGAAGCAACAGGAGAAGCAUUGGACCGACCCACCAUUGAAACCAAAAUUCAACAAGUUUGUGCGGAUCUCCAAAGUACUAGUUCAUCGUCUCUAAAAUGGCGAUUGGUUUUGGAGCAAAGCGCCAUGGGGAAAGACACCAAUUCCAUUUUCAAGUUGGUCCAAGGAUUGGCCGAAUACGAGAACGAGCCUGAUGCGGUCCAAUGUCGGGCUAGAGACUACCAAUUAGAUGGCAGUGGAUCACAUCCACUCUUUUAUUGUCUUCUUUUGGAGGAUACUACUACUACUACAAACACGACAUGUGGCAUGGCAUUUUUCUACUUUGGGUACACAUCAAAUGAUGGUAGAUUUCUUUGCUUGGAAGACUUGUAUCUGGAACCAGCCUUUCGCCAAAAAGGCGGAGGCACCCUGGCAUUGAAGGCACUGGCCAAGAUUGGAAUGGCCUUGGAGUGUAGUUACUUAUUGUGGACGGCUUUGGAUUGGAACCAACCCGCGCUGAAUUUGUAUGCCAAAAUGGGGGCCGUAGUCCAAGAUGGAUUGAAAAUAUCCCGCUACAAGGACGAGGAGUUGCUUCGGUUUGCAAAUGCUGGCAUUUCCAAAAGCUAG